This is a messenger RNA of Elephantulus edwardii (Cape elephant shrew), 195 nucleotides long. Its product is annotated as cytochrome b-c1 complex subunit 9-like. Gene Ontology annotation, biological process: mitochondrial electron transport, ubiquinol to cytochrome c. Bases 1 to 195 code for a protein of 64 amino acids. The record is from RefSeq and is a predicted model, not a curated record. NCBI's taxonomy places the organism in Eukaryota, Metazoa, Chordata, Mammalia, Macroscelidea, Macroscelididae. The transcript has a single exon.
AUGGCGGGCCCAACAUUCACGGCCAAUUUGUACUCCUCACUAUUCCUCAGGAACCCCACGUUCUCCCUCACCAUCGCCGUGGGCGCCCUGUUCUUCAAGCGGGCGUUGGGUCAGGGAGCGGAUAUGGUCUACAAGCACAUCACCCAAGGGAAGCUGUGGAAACACAUCAAGCACAAGUACCAGACCCAAGAGUAG